CCUCCUAAAACCGCUUAUUCCUCUCCAUCCAUCCAUCCAUCCAUCCAUACAUAUAUAUAUUCUUCUCAUUUUCCUGUACUUUUCUACUACUUUCUGUUUGUUUCUCGAGAAAAAAAAAUUCAGCGUUCUCAAUAUAUAAUUAUUCUCUGUUUCUACUGUUGCGAAGAGUGAGACGAGAGCCGACGCAAUGGAUACUAAGAUCGGAUCUAUAGACUCGUGUAUUCCGGCGAACGACGACAUCGGCGGUUCUCCAAACGGCGGCGUUUCCGUCAUCCAGAACUCGGGGCCACCGCACUCCGUCCCCGUGAGUCCCUGCGACGCGACGCUCGGUCGCCACCUCGCGAGGCGGCUCGUCGAGAUAGGCGUCACCGACGUCUUCUCCGUUCCGGGGGAUUUCAACCUGACGCUACUCGACCACCUGAUCGCCGAGCCGCGGCUCAAGCUCGUCGGUUGCUGCAACGAGCUUAACGCCGGGUACGCUGCCGACGGUUACGCGAGGUCUCGUGGCGUCGGCGCCUGCGUCGUUACGUUCACCGUCGGCGGACUGAGCGUCCUGAACGCGAUCGCCGGUGCUUACAGUGAGAAUCUACCUGUCAUUUGUAUCGUCGGUGGACCGAACUCUAACGAUUACGGGACCAGCAGGAUUCUUCAUCACACCAUUGGACUACCUGAUUUCAGCCAGGAGCUCCGAUGCUUCCAGACUAUCACUUGUUACCAGGCUGUGAUCAACAACUUGGAAGAUGCGCAUGAACAAAUCGACACAGCGAUUUCGACCGCUUUGAAAGAAAGCAAACCAGUUUAUAUCAGUGUAAGCUGCAACUUGCCUGCGAUUCCUCAUCCGACGUUCAGUCGCCAUCCCGUCCCGUUCUCGCUUUCUCCCAAAUUGAGCAACCAGAUGGGACUUGAGGCUGCAGCAGAGGCAGCUGCUGAGUUCUUGAACAAGGCGGUCAAACCAGUUAUGGUGGGUGGCCCCAAAAUGCGAGUCGCAAAGGCCAUGGAAGCCUUUGUUGAGCUAGCCGAUGCGUCUGGAUAUGCCCUCGCGGUUAUGCCAUCUGCUAAGGGACUAGUACCCGAAAACCACCCGCAUUUCAUCGGAACGUACUGGGGAGCCGUGAGCACUCCCUUCUGCGCCGAGAUUGUUGAAUCCGCAGAUGCAUAUGUCUUUGCAGGUCCUAUUUUCAACGAUUACAGCUCGGUCGGAUAUUCUCUCCUUCUCAAGAAGGAGAAAGCAAUCAUCGUGCAGCCUGAGCGUGUUACCAUCGGUAACGGGCCUUCGUUCGGAUGUGUUCUCAUGAAAGAUUUUCUUAGCCACUUGGCCAAGCGAUUGGCGCAUAACAACACAGCCCAUGAGAAUUACCACAGGAUAUAUGUUCCGGAAGGGAAGCCUUUGAGAGGUAACCCGAAGGAGCCCUUGAGGGUUAACGUUCUUUUCCAACACAUUCAGAAGUUGCUGUCUGGGGAGACUGCUGUAAUUGCUGAGACAGGAGAUUCUUGGUUCAAUUGUCAGAAACUGAAGUUGCCUGAGGGAUGCGGGUACGAAUUCGAAAUGCAAUAUGGAUCAAUUGGUUGGUCCGUGGGUGCGACACUCGGUUAUGCACAAGCUGUGCCCGAAAAGCGCGUCAUUGCUUGCAUCGGAGAUGGUAGUUUCCAGGUAACUGCACAGGACGUGUCGACGAUGAUAAGGUGUGGGCAGAAGAGCAUAAUAUUCCUGAUCAACAAUGGAGGGUACACCAUAGAAGUGGAAAUCCACGACGGCCCUUACAAUGUGAUAAAGAACUGGAACUACACUGCCUUUGUAGACGCCAUCCACAACGGGGAAGGCAAAUGCUGGACGGCCAAGGUAAAAUGCGAGGAGGAGCUGAUAGAAGCUAUAAACACGGCAACGAGCGAGGAGAAGAAGGAGAGUUUAUGCUUCAUAGAGGUGAUAGUUCACAAGGACGACACUAGCAAAGAGCUCUUGGAGUGGGGCUCGAGAGUUUCCGCCGCCAACAGCCGUCCCCCUAAUCCUCAGUGAGGUUUUCUUCUCUGUCUGAAUUCAGUUUCUGAUGUUACCCGCACUUGUCUUCUGUCUUCCGUCUGUGUUUGUCGAGUCGUAAUAAAAUGAAGUGGAGAGUUUGUUUGUUAUGGACUGAAUAGAAGUUUGUCAACAUGAACGUUGUACCAUGUUCUC
Messenger RNA from Tarenaya hassleriana, 2170 nucleotides. Its product is annotated as pyruvate decarboxylase 2. Gene Ontology annotation, molecular function: magnesium ion binding; carboxy-lyase activity; thiamine pyrophosphate binding. The coding region runs from base 188 to 2014 and encodes 608 amino acids. The transcript has 6 exons. The record is from RefSeq and is a predicted model, not a curated record. NCBI's taxonomy places the organism in Eukaryota, Viridiplantae, Streptophyta, Magnoliopsida, Brassicales, Cleomaceae.